CACUUAUACAGACAGCAUGCUACGGAUGAACACUGAGCCUGAGUAUGAAGAAAAAACGAGAAUUAUGUUUAUUGCCUGUUUUAGUUGUGGCCUGUCUAGUGUCCAUAAUGGGUGGUUCAUCUCUCUCUAGCCCUAUUCUGAUUGGUCCAGACAAGGCCUACCUGAACUCCAAGGUAGUGUUCCAAUGUAGGUCACCUGGGUCUCCUCCACCAAACACAUAUGAGCUCCUGAAGGACGGCAACCACCUGGUCGCCACGAGCAACGACCUCCAAGACGACCAAUCGGCUACGUUCUUCCUGAAGAUCUCUGUGACGUCAGAAGGAUCGUACCACUGCAGGGUGACGGCAGGUGGGAACAUGGGCCUCAGUGGAACAGUCCGCCUGCAAGUAGUGAUCCCUGUCUCAGGCACUAUGGUGACCUCUGACCCUGAUCCUCCCAUUCUCUACGAGGGGUUGAGGCUCACUCUCACCUGUGAUGUCACCAAGGGCUCCCACCUCUCCUACACCUGGUUCUACAACAGACAGGAAGUGACAUCAUCUCCAACCUCACCUUUGACCCCGCUUCUGCUUUGGCCGGUGGGGAACACGCUGGUGGUGGAGAGGGUCACAGCAAAGCAUGCUGGGAAUUAUUCGUGCAUUGCCGGGACCAGGAUGCAGACCAACAGCAGGUUCUCCAGCAGCAGAGAGGUCACGGUUAGGGUCAAAGCCUAUCUCUCCGUACCCCAGAUAUCCUUCACCAUCUCCAAAGAGGGUUCGAGUUUCUGCGGCAAUGUGACCUGCAUGUCAUCAAGGGGAACCCCUCCCGUGACCUUCUACCUCUUCCUUGACGACAAGGAGGUGGGUUCCGACGUGGCAACGGAGUCGCUGGUUGCCUGGUUCCCUGUUGCCAUGGUUCCCGGGCGUGACAUGGGCACGGUGCGGUGUACAGUGGAGAGUGAUGCACAGAGACUGACCAGCAGACCCUCACUCUGGUAG
Molecule: messenger RNA, 974 nt
Organism: Oncorhynchus kisutch (coho salmon)
Lineage: Eukaryota; Metazoa; Chordata; Actinopteri; Salmoniformes; Salmonidae
Product: Fc receptor-like protein 5
Exons: 5
Coding region: 45-974 (309 amino acids)
Biological process (GO): cell surface receptor signaling pathway; immune response
Cellular component (GO): external side of plasma membrane
Molecular function (GO): transmembrane signaling receptor activity
Source: RefSeq, a predicted model, not a curated record